Colius striatus (speckled mousebird) is the source of this 2856-nucleotide messenger RNA. Its product is annotated as RING finger protein 37. The transcript is spliced from 2 exons. Gene Ontology annotation, cellular component: ribonucleoprotein granule; mitochondrial matrix; nucleus. Gene Ontology annotation, biological process: regulation of mitochondrial mRNA stability; mitochondrial RNA processing; protein polyubiquitination. The coding region runs from base 293 to 2641 and encodes 782 amino acids. Gene Ontology annotation, molecular function: ubiquitin protein ligase binding; RNA binding; ubiquitin-ubiquitin ligase activity. The record is from RefSeq and is a predicted model, not a curated record. Lineage: Eukaryota; Metazoa; Chordata; Aves; Coliiformes; Coliidae.
CGAGCGGGCGGCGGGGCCGGAGCCGGCGGCGGGGCCGGGCCGCGGUGAGUGCCAGCGGCUUCGCGGGCCGCCACUUCCCCCCUUCUCCCCCUCAAAUCCCGUCCCGUCCCCGCGCUGCCCCCUCGGCGGGCCCGGGGCGGCUGUGGAACGGACACGGACACGCACAUGCGCCGAGCCCCCCGCGCUUCCCCGCGGGCGUGCGGCUGGGACACGGGUGAGCUGCAGCCGGAGGGACGCCCCCGCUGAUACCCCCGUACCUGGAAGCAAUUCUGACCCCAGUAAAUUGUGACCCAUGGCUACAGUGCUAAUAUGCAGAAGAUUUCCCAGGCUGAGCAGGGCGACUGCGUUUUCGACCACAGCCAGGCGCGAGGCCGAGAGCAGGAGCAGCACGAGUGAGCAGAAGAAGGAAGAGAACCCAGAAAGAGCCAAGGCUGGUGAUGAGCCUGCAGCCACAAUCCAGCUGCUGAAGCCAGUGGACUACAGAGUGCCCUAUAAUCCCUCUGCCUACGCCAGGAGCAGAGCUGGGAGGAGCAGCAGCAGCCAGGCUCCGGGCGAUGGUUUGACCAGUGCCGCAGCGGUUCAGCUCUCGUUGGGCACCGCCUCUUCUCGAGCUCUGCACCCUUCCCCCAGAAAGGCCCAUCCCAAACCCAAACUCCCUGCAGCACAAACCAAGGAGGAGGCAGAGGAGGAAGAAAGAGAAAAGCAUGACUCCAAGGAGGACCCUCGGGUGUUUCAGCAGGGGAGGCCCGAGUACAGGGCUCUCAGCUAUGACAAGUCGGAGCCCAUCGAGCCCCUUCCCUUGGAGGAAAGGGAUGGGAUUCUACAGGCAGUGGCCAUAGGCAGGACCAACCUGAGCCCAGCAGCCAUCACGGAUUACUUCCUCAAGCUGAGUCGUUUGCCAGCAGAACACCACUCAGCCUUGGCAUUCCAACCUGAGUUUCACACCCUCUGUGUCUGUGCUGCCCAGAGCCUGGCAGCCCUGGGCACAGGGGAUCUGGUGGCCCUUUUGAAGGCGUGUGUGCGCUUGGGCCUUCCUGCAGCCCACCCUCUGCUGGACGCCUGCGACAGGGAGUUCUGCCGGCGGGCCUGGGACAUGCAGCUGGAGCAGCUGCUGCUGGUGGCUGACUGCUGGCGCUACCUGGAGCGCAGCGUGCCCUCCUUCCUCGGCAUCUUGUUCAGCUAUGCCAACAGGCACUGGCAAGAGCUCACCCUGCCCCGCUUCGUUCAGCUCGUCUACAUCAUAGGCGAAGGCCGGAGGUCGCCGCGCGACUUGACGCAGAAGGUGGAGAACAUGAUUUUGAAGCACUUGGAUUCCUUCACCUUGGAGGAGCUGGGUGCCAUCUGCUUAGGGCUCUUCAAAUCCCUCAGUGGCAUCUCUGACCACGUCAUGAGGAAAAUCGCUGACAGGGUGUCGGUGCAGAUGGGAAACAUGAGCACUUACGCUCUGGUGAACGUGCUGAAAAUGCUGCGCUACGCCCGCAUGGAUCACUUGCCCCUCCUCAGGGAGCUGGGGAGGGUCAUUCCCCCUCGGGUUCCCACCACCAACACCCAGGGCAUCAUGCACAUCACUCUCACCUGUUCAUCUCUCCACUACUUUGACGAAGGCAUUUUGGCUGCCGUCGCCAAGGCUUUGCCUUCUAAGGCCACUUACUGCCGAAGCAAAGAUGCUGCCAAGCUCUUGUGGUCCUUUGGCUGCCUGGACUAUGAACCUCCAAACGAGGAAGAGUUUUACUCCAGCCUGAUAGAACAAAUGUGUAGGAAACUCCAUGAGUUCAGGAAGUUCCCAGAACAUCUCCUCACUGGUCUGCUUGGCUUGGCCUUUGUGGAACGCUUCCCAGAGGAGCUCAUAGACUAUGCCUUUGGGGAUGAGUUUGUCCAGAAGACAAGAAAGAGUAAAUACGAGCUCCAAAAGGACCUGUUCACCCUGAGUAAGAGUGUGGAAAUCGAGUGCCCAAGCUACCAAGGCAACCUCCUUCCCCCUCACCUUUAUCAAGAGAUGACAGAGAUGGCUCUGAAUUUUGCAGAGCAAGAAAUCUACGUCAGGCCCGAAAUUGUGGAAGCCACUUCCCUUCUGCAGAGCGUGCUGGGUGGCCCUGAGUAUGUGAGAAACCACAUGAUCCUGCCUCACACCAGGUCGAGUGAUCUGGAGGUCCACCUGGGCCCGGAUGGCCGUCCCAUCCCUUUCAACUUGAAAGAUUUUGGUGCAGAGAAGAAACUGGAAGACAUGGGAGUUAGUCUAACGGAUGACUUAAUGGCUCAGCUGAUCAGAGGCAGGUGUGACAGCCCGUCUGCCCUGGAAGGGGAAAAUGAAGCCAGGACUCACAGUCAGGAGAGAGGAGGAGAAGCAAGGGAUCGUGCUCUGCUUUCAGGUGGGCUCUGCCUUAAAGCCUCCCCAUCUCUUCAGCCCCAGGGCUUGAAAGUGGCCAUCCAGGUGUCCAACAGAAACCACUUCUGCUACUGCUCCAAGCGCCUGCUGGGGCUGCACCGCCUGAAGCGGCGGCAGCUGCGGCGCCUGGGCUACGUGGUGCUGGAGCUGCCCUUCUGGGAGUGGUUCCCUCUGCUCAAACGCACGCGCCUGGAGAAGCUCAGCUACCUCCAGUACAAAGUGUUGGACCCAGCCCUGCUUAGCCAGGCUGCUUAGCCUGCUGCAGGCCUUUGCUCCCACGUGCAUCUCUCUGGUUGCUGAUUGAAGUGCUUUCCCAGCGUUGGUUCAGGGUUUUUUGGCUGGUGCUCUGUGUGCUCAGGCUGCCUCGCUGUGUUUAGCUCAUCCUGCUCUGCUGACAGGCAUCUGUCCCAUCCUUUUAUACUUUGAUCCUCAAAUGCUCCCAUGACAAAUAAAAGCUACUGCCCUCUUCA